AUGGAUAUUGAAAAACCCAAAACCCAGAAACCGAACAGUUGGAAUUUCCUGGUUUCUUACCCGGACAGCGGUUUGGGGGACACGGAGAGUCUCAACGAAGCACGAAGUAACCAGGGCCGAGGCCGAGAAGGGAGGCGGUGUCAGCUCUGCCAGAAAACGUUUACUCCUUUGCGCGCGUCUGUAAGAGCGGACGUUUCCCGCCGGGCCGGGCCGGGCGCCUCCGAGCGGGGGGUGGCGGGCGCGGGGCUCGGCGGGGAGAGCCGGUGGCCGCGAGCGGGACGGGCGUCCCCGUUCGCCCGAGUGCGGAGCGCCCAGGUCUGCCCGUCCGGGCGGUGGGCGGCGCUCUAUUUCGGGGCCCUGAGGUCACGCGCCCCAGACACACUCGCCGCUCCCGCCCGGCCGCGGGGAGCGGGGUGCGGACGCGCCCACGCAGGGCUCGAAAUACCCGCCGCGGGGCGCCCCGGGAGACAGGAAGGCCGAGCCGGGCGGGCGGCGGGCGGGCGCUCGGCCAGGGGCGGGCGGGCGCAGGGGCGGCGCGCGGGGCGGCGCGGGGCGCUUAAAGGCGCGCGGGCGGCGGGCCGGGCCGAGCCGGCGGCGAUGGAGCGCGGCGGCCACGGCGGCGGGCGGCGGGAGGGCCGGGCGGCGAACGGGCGCGACGCGAGCCCGGGCCCGGCGGCCGGCGAGGCGCUCGCGGAGCCGCCGGCGGCCGCGUCCCUGCUGGCCCCGCUGGACUUCGGGGACGCGCCCGCCGAGAAGGCGGCGCGGACCCGCGCGGCCAAGGACCCCGACACCUACAAGGUGCUCUCGCUGGUAUUGUCAGUCUGCGUAUUAACAACAAUUCUUGGUUGUAUAUUUGGAUUAAAACCAAGCUGUGCUAAAGAAGUUAAAAGUUGCAAAGGCCGCUGUUUUGAGAGAACAUUUGGGAACUGCCGCUGUGAUGUUGCCUGUGUCACCCUUGGAAAUUGCUGUCUAGAUUACCAGGAAACAUGCAUAGAACCAGAGCACAUAUGGACUUGCAGCAAAUUCAGGUGUGGUGAGAAAAGAUUGACUAAAAGCCUCUGCUCCUGUUCGGAUGACUGCAAGGAGAAGGGCGACUGCUGUGUUAAUUACAGCUCUGUGUGUCAAGGUGAGAAAAGUUGGGUAGAAGAAAAAUGUGAGAUCAUUAAUGAGCCACAAUGUCCAGCAGGGUAUGAAAAACCUCCUACCCUCUUAUUUUCCUUGGAUGGCUUCAGGGCAGAAUAUUUACACACUUGGGGUGGACUUCUUCCUGUUAUUAGCAAAUUAAAAACCUGUGGAACAUAUACUAAAAAUAUGAGACCAGUGUAUCCAACAAAAACUUUCCCUAAUCACUACAGCAUUGUCACAGGACUUUAUCCAGAAUCCCAUGGCAUAAUUGACAAUAAAAUGUAUGAUCCCCAAAUGAAUGCUUCUUUUGCACUUAGAAGUAAAGAGAAAUUUAAUCCUGAGUGGUACAAAGGAGAACCAAUUUGGCUUACUGCAAAAUAUCAAGGCCUAAGGAGUGGAACAUUCUUUUGGCCAGGAUCAGAUGUGAAAAUUAAUGGAAUUCUCCCAGAUUACUAUAAAAUAUAUAAUGGUUCAAUACCAUUUGAAGAAAGAAUAUUAACAGUUCUUAAAUGGCUGCAGCUUCCCAAAGAUGAAAGACCACACUUUUACACUCUGUAUUUAGAAGAACCAGAUUCUUCAGGGCAUAUGUAUGGACCAGUCAGCAGUGAAGUCAUCAGAGCAUUGCAGAGAGUUGACAACAUGGUUGGUAUGUUGAUGGAUGGUCUAAAAGAGCUGAACUUGCAUAAAUGCCUGAACCUCAUCCUUAUUUCAGAUCAUGGCAUGGAACAAGGCAGUUGUAAAAAAUAUAUAUAUCUGAAUAAAUAUUUGGGAGAUGUUAAAAAUAUUAAAGUUGUCUAUGGACCUGCAGCUCGUUUGCGACCAUCUGAUGUCCCAGAUAAAUACUAUUCAUUUAAUUAUGAAAGCAUUGCCAGAAAUCUUUCUUGCCGGGAACCAAACCAGCAUUUCAAACCUUACUUGAAGUAUUUCUUACCUAAACGUUUGCACUUUGCCAAAAGUGAUAGAAUUGAACCUUUAACAUUCUACAUGGACCCUCAGUGGCAACUUGCAUUGAACCCUUCAGAAAGAAAAUAUUGUGGAGGAGGAUUUCAUGGCUCUGACAAUGGAUUUUCAAAUAUGCAAGCCCUCUUUAUUGGCUAUGGACCUGGAUUCAAGCAUGGCUUCGAAGUCGAUACCUUUGAGAAUAUUGAAGUUUAUAAUUUAAUGUGUGAUCUACUAAAUUUGAUACCAGCUGCUAAUAAUGGAAGUCACGGAAGUCUUAAUCACCUCCUGAAGACUCCUGUUCACAUCCCAGAGCUUCCGAGUGAAGCUCAGCCCUUGAUUCAGUGCCCCAUCACAGGAACUUCCCGAGAUAACCUUGGCUGCUCAUGCAAUCCCUCAAUUCUGCCGAGUAUGGAUUUUCAGAACCAGUUGAAUCUGUCUGUGACAGAAGAGAAGACCCUCAAGCAUGAUGUUUUACCCUAUGGAAGGCCUAGAGUUCUCCAGAAGAAUAUCAACAUCUGUCUUCUAUACCAGCACCAAUUUGUGAGUGCCUACAGCCAUGACAUCUUAAUGCCACUUUGGACAUCCUACACUGUUGACAGAAAUGACAGUUUCUCUACAGAACAUUUUUCCAACUGUUUUUACCAUGACCCUCGUAUUUCUCUUAUUCCUGUCCAUAAGUGUUCAUUUUAUAAAAGCAACACUAAGCUGAGUUAUGGGUUCCUCACUCCACCACAACUAAAUAAAGUAUCACAUCAAAUACAUUAUGAAGCAUUGCUUACUACUAAUAUAGUACCAAUGUACCAGAAUUUUCAAGUAAUAUGGCAAUACUUCCAUGGCACCCUACUGCAAAGGUACGCUCAGGAAAGAAAUGGCAUCAAUGUUGUUAGUGGUCCUGUGUUUGAUUUUGAUUUUGAUGGACGUUAUGAUGCUGCAGAGACCCUGAAACAAAACAGAAGACUUAUCCGUAGUCAAGAAAUUCUGAUUCCAACUCACUUCUUCAUUGUGCUCACAAGUUGUAAAAAUACAACCCAGAUUCCCUCAGAGUGUAGGAAUUUGGAUACCUUAUCUUUCAUUUUGCCUCACAGGACUGAUAACAUUGAGAGCUGUGUGCAUGGAAAGCAUGAAUCUUCCUGGGUUGAAGAAUUAUUGAGGUUACACAGAGCUCGGAUCACAGAUAUUGAGCUCAUCACUGGACUCAGCUUCUAUCAAGAAAGAGAAGAGACAACUUCAGAAAUUUUAAAAUUGAAAACGUACUUGCCAACCUUUAACCAGGAAGACUGAUACUUUUUGAAUUAGAGCAACAUACCAUAAAUCUUUUUGAAAAAACUUUCUGUUUUAUACAAUCCUCUAUUCAUACUCUUGCAUUGUUUGGAAACCAUCGACCAGAGUUGGGAAUCUUCUGUGAUCACUACCAUCUCAGGGAAACUUGUGGCCUCCACAUAUGAGUAGGAGAAUGUUUCUAGUGAGUCUUACACAUGUUUGUAUGUAUGAAUACUGAAUGCUUAUUCAAGCAUAUAGUAUAUAUAUAUGUAUAUAUAUAUGCUUUAAUAAUACAUGGAUUAUUCACGUUUAGGAAAUAAAGACAAACUGUAAUUAAAACUGCUCUUCUACUUCUCUUAAGGGCAGAAGUAGCUGUGAAUAUUGUCUGGAAACCAGAUAU
This is a messenger RNA of Suncus etruscus (white-toothed pygmy shrew), 3727 nucleotides long. RefSeq names its product ectonucleotide pyrophosphatase/phosphodiesterase 1 (gene ENPP1). Bases 1 to 3348 code for a protein of 1115 amino acids. Gene Ontology annotation, molecular function: polysaccharide binding; scavenger receptor activity; phosphodiesterase I activity. Gene Ontology annotation, cellular component: cell surface. NCBI's taxonomy places the organism in Eukaryota, Metazoa, Chordata, Mammalia, Eulipotyphla, Soricidae. The transcript is spliced from 26 exons. Gene Ontology annotation, biological process: ATP metabolic process; regulation of bone mineralization; immune response. The record is from RefSeq and is a predicted model, not a curated record.